This is a messenger RNA of Linum tenue, 276 nucleotides long. Lineage: Eukaryota; Viridiplantae; Streptophyta; Magnoliopsida; Malpighiales; Linaceae. The record is from the annotation of a GenBank genome assembly.
AAGAAGAAAAAAAAAUCGAUGUAGGCUGUCCCGAAGCUUGUCAGCAACGACAACACCAACGUAGCUGGCUGGCAAAGUCGAUUAGUAGUAUGAAUUAGAUGGUGCUUCUCUUUCAAUUGAGUCUGGAUUCAAGAAGCGAUUGACUGUGGUAUGCGGGGAAGCCUCACACAACUGUUAUCAGUUCAGACUCUAAAGCGAGGAUCCUGCUUAGAAGGUCAAAAUCUAGAGGCGUGGACAGGUCACAACACUUCCAAAGAGAUUUCAAUCUUCAUGCUG